Drosophila novamexicana is the source of this 2305-nucleotide messenger RNA. Its product is annotated as WD repeat-containing protein 78. The record is from RefSeq and is a predicted model, not a curated record. Lineage: Eukaryota; Metazoa; Arthropoda; Insecta; Diptera; Drosophilidae. The transcript has 5 exons. Gene Ontology annotation, biological process: cilium movement. Gene Ontology annotation, cellular component: axonemal dynein complex. Gene Ontology annotation, molecular function: dynein light chain binding; dynein heavy chain binding. The coding region runs from base 130 to 2202 and encodes 690 amino acids.
CAUCAGCAGUUGGAUAAGCCGGAGUUGGCGAAGCCCAAGCAGCAGAAACAGGAGUUUGAACUGGCCAAGGAAUUCGUUAUCAUUGUAGAGUUGCCGUCUCCAAGAAACUGAAGCAGUUCUGCUUCCACGAUGUGCAGGCCGUUAAACAAGGAUUACCGAGCUGCUGAUUUCCAGCAGCUCAGCCAGCUGAUCAGGAAUCAUCCGCUGAUGAAGACGACCACGUCGGAGCAGCUGCCCAUGCAGAAGCUGCGCUCGCCCGAAUAUCGCACCAAGUGCGUGAUGCGCGCCUCGCUGGAUGACAUAGCGCUGGGAAUAAAUCUGUUCAAGCUGCAUUUGGGCGGCGACAGGGACAGGGAGAGGGACACGGCCAAAGCGGAAACUGUUGGCUUUGCGCCCGCGGUUCGCAAAUCGGCCAAGCCGACGGCCACGCCCUUUAUCAAAGUGCUGCUGCGGAAGACGCCGCUUGUGGUGCUGUUCGAGCGGCCCAGCAUGACGGCCGAGGCGGACAGCGAGGAGGGGCGCCAGGUUUUGGCGGAUAAUCGGCGCUACGAGCAGUUGCUGGCGGGCACAGACAAAUCCCGACGCACCGUCGACUCGGAAACGCAGACGAUAUCGACGCUGCUGAAAUCGCGGCUGGUCAACACGGAGCGCCUGCACACCGACCAGGUGGCCUCCUAUGUCUCCAACUUCGAGAUGUUCGACACGUACAAGGAUCUGGAGGCGUCCACGAAGAGCGUUCAGGUGCAGGGCGCCCAGCAAAUGGAGGUGACCACCUAUCGCGUCGGCGGCGUGGAUCAGUUUGUGGGCAUCAAUAAGCUGCCCAGCUUCCGGCUGGCGCUUAUGCUGACCAUGCGCAUCCUGGCCAGCAAUGUGUACGAGCCGGAACAGCGGCGCUUUCGCAAUAUGACGCCACCCGAUCCGCUCGCCGAGGACGUCAAGUUCCGGUACCGGCUGCGCCUGCUCUGGCGCCUGAGUGCACCCGCCUCCUGCCCGUUGCCCGGAACCCGGCAGGCAGUGACCGGGAUUAGCUUUUGUCCCAGCAAUGGCGACAUUUUUGCCGUGUCGUAUGGUAUUUAUACCUAUGCGCAGCUGGGCAAGCAGCCCGACAUCAGUGCCGGCCAUGUCUACGUGUGGAACAUCAAGAAUCCGGUGAAUCCGGAACGCUGCUACAAUUACUCCGUGCCCGUGGUCACGUUGCAGUUCGCGCCGGCGGCUCCACAGCUGCUGGCCAUUGGCCUGCACAAUGGCGAUGUCCAGGUGCGGGACAUUUCGCAGCCGGAGGAUCAGCCGCCGCUGGCCAGCUCCCAGCGCAGCAGCUCGCCCCACUUUGAGCCGGUGACAUCCAUCAAAUGGAUACAGCGCACCGACGGGGAUGUGCCCGGCGAGCCCGAUCUGACGCCUCUACUGGCUGCCUCGCAGUCGGGCGCCAUCACGAAAUAUCAGCUGAUCAAUAGUCCACAUCUGUUGGGCUUUCAGCAUCAGUAUUUUGAGCGUGCCGAGGCCGAGCUGGAGGGGAUUCCCCUCCAGUGCCAGGCGCAGCGUGUCCCACUCCUGGCGAAUCGCCACGUGCAGUGCCUGGAACUCGUGCUGGAUCCGUUGCAAACAGAUUUUUACUAUGUGCUCACCGAUGAGGGCACCAUGUACAAGUGCUCCACCAAUUAUCCACUGCAGCAUCUGGAGCAGCGCCAGGUGCACGAAACGCCUGCCGUCUGCAUGGACUUCUCGCCCUGGUCCCCCAAGCUCUACUUGACCUGCGGCAGCGAUUGGUGCAUUCGCAUCUGGAUGGGCGGCAUCCUGCUGCCGCUGAUCACGCUGCAGCAUCAUCUGUCACCGGUGCACUGCGCCCGCUGGAGCCGCACCCAUUCGACCAUUUUGGUUUCGCUCAGCCACAGCACCAUCGACAUCUGGGAUCUGCGCAACAGCACACUGAAGCCCGUCUCGUCCACCACAAUCGAUGCCCGGAUUGACUACACGACCUUCUGCUUUUCGCACUGUGGUCGCUGCCUGGCCGUGGGCAAUGAGGCUGGCAAUCUCCUUAUGCUCGCCUUUGAGGACAUGCCCUUUCCGCCGCAUUUUCAGUACAGGCAACUGAAGCGUGCCCUCUUCAAGGCCCUGGCCUUGGAUCCGGAGCUGCUGCAACAGGUCAAGAGCGUGGGCUCCUUUAGUUAUCCCGGAGGCGGCAAGCACACAGCAGCGCAAUAGACUUGUUCGGAGAAUUCAAUUUACAUAAGCAACCAUUUUCCACCAGAGGUGAUUUACCCGAAACGCGUGAAACACAUAUCUAAUAAAUUUCCACCCUUUUUCC